This is a messenger RNA of Oncorhynchus gorbuscha (pink salmon), 1132 nucleotides long. RefSeq lists its product as uncharacterized. The transcript is spliced from 6 exons. Bases 1 to 1017 code for a protein of 338 amino acids. Lineage: Eukaryota; Metazoa; Chordata; Actinopteri; Salmoniformes; Salmonidae. Gene Ontology annotation, biological process: response to bacterium. The record is from RefSeq and is a predicted model, not a curated record.
AUGGCUGGGACUGAAUCCUCAUCCAUCAGUCAGGAGAUUGGUCUCAUGUCAGCCAACGUUGGAGACGCAGUGGUUUUGGUCUGCUUCAACAAAGGCGAGGUGGGAGUAAUGUUCUCCUGGUACAAGCAAACUUUUGGAAAUAUUCCUCAGCUCAUCUCAACCAUCUAUAAGUGGAACAAGAAUGCAACAUUUUACCAGGAGUUUAAGAAUAACCCUCGCUUCUCAGUGGAAGGUGGCCAAGGGAAAAAUAAUCUAAUGAUCGCAGACGUGGAACUCUCUGAUUCAGGCACAUACUACUGUGGAAGUGCUUAUGGAUACAAGGUGGAGUUUGGACAAGGAUUCAUUCUCAUCGUAAAAGAUUCAGGUCCCCAAAAAAUGCCUGUUAUACAUCAGCCUGUGUCUGAGUCUGUCCAGCCAGGAGACUCUGUGACUCUGAACUGUACAAUCCACAUUGAGACCAGUGCAGGAGAACACAGCGUCUAUUGGUUCAGACAUGGCUCAGGAGAAUCCCAUCCAGGAAUCAUUUAUACCCAUGGAGAAAGGAGUGAUCAGUGUGAAAAGAGCCUUGAAGCUGGGUCUCCUACACAGAGCUGUGUCUACAACCUCCCCAAGAGGUACCUCAGCCUCUCUGAUGCUGGGACUUACUACUGUGCUGUGGCCUCAUGUGGGGAGAUACUGUUUGGGAAUGGUACCAAGCUGGAUAUUGAGGCAGGCAGGAGUGUAGACCCUCUUCUCUUUGUAUACUGCCUGGCCGUAGCAUUGGCCUUUGCGUUUAUCUUGAUCAUUCUCCUUGCCUGCAUGAUUUACAAGAUGAAGAAGACAACAUGUCUGCAGUGCAGUGAACUGGUCUCUCAGACAAGAGGUCCUUCAGUUUCCCGGUCAGAUCCAAGUAGCCAAGAUGCAGACAGUCUCCAUUACGUUACUCUGCCUCUGAGCAACAAGAAGAACAGGUCUAGAAGACAGAGAGGAAAUAUGGAGGAAGAGACGGUGGUCAUGUACUCUGGAAUUAGACAGUAGACACUCUUUAACUAGCUCUAGCUUCGUUAGCUAUUUAUUUGAAUGGAUAUGCUGAAGAAAUGUGAUGAAAACAGUUGUUAAAUCUUUUUUUAAUGUAAUUGAAAGUAUAAAUCAU